GUCACUUAUCACUGACGUAAUUUCCGGUUUCCCAUGCUAGAGAACUGUUCGUCGCUUUACUGAAAAAGGCGAACAAAGUGACCGUCAGCAGCAGUCAGUCAUGAUUAAACUCGAAGGACUUGGGCCUAAAAUGGACCCAGAGAUGCUCAAGAAGAAGAUGCGGCAAGAUGUCAUCACAUCUUUACGAAACUUUCUUAUAUAUGUCGCUCUUCUACGAGCCACUCCUUACGUGUUAAAGAAGUUGGACAGCAUCUGAGCAGAGUGGUUGGUCUUUCUUUUCAUCCAGCAGAUGUUCUUCUGCAUCAGAGACAUUAUGGGCGCUCAUCGGCAGACACCUGUGGAAGAUGACCAGUGUUCUUGCACCUGAUGAAUCAUUUAGUUUUGUUCUUUAUAUAUUCUUUAUCAUGACAUUAGACUGCUUUUUUAAGUUGAAAUAAAUACCAAGAGUAAACUAA
Thalassophryne amazonica is the source of this 455-nucleotide messenger RNA. RefSeq names its product translocase of outer mitochondrial membrane 5 homolog (yeast) (gene tomm5). Bases 101 to 256 code for a protein of 51 amino acids. The record is from RefSeq and is a predicted model, not a curated record. The transcript is spliced from 2 exons. NCBI's taxonomy places the organism in Eukaryota, Metazoa, Chordata, Actinopteri, Batrachoidiformes, Batrachoididae. Gene Ontology annotation, cellular component: mitochondrial outer membrane translocase complex.